CCUGAGGAUUUUUCGUGUUCUCCGGCGGAGAUAUUGCGGGCAGAAACGUUGACACACUCUCUCUCACUUCAUCGGAGACCACAUAUAUGGCGACGGAGCUGGAAGAGCUUGUUGAAUUUUUGUCAUCUCCUUCUCCGCCUGUGAAGAAAGCUGCGGUGGAGAUUGUUAGUGGGUUAACUGGUUCGGAGGAGGGUUUACAAUCUCUAUCCAAGUAUUCUGAGAUUCUUCUUCCAUCUCUGUCUCGUCUUCUAUAUGAAAGCAAGGAGGUAUCAGAGCCAGCAGCUCAGGCUCUUGUAAAUCUUUCUCAGAACUCUGAAAUUGCUGGGAAGAUGAUUCAAAUGGGCUUGAUCAAAGUGGCCAUGGACAUGUUGUAUAAACCAGAGUCUUGUAUUACCAGAUUGCUUGUUAUGCUUCUGGUUAAUCUCACUCAGUUGGAUGAUGGGGUUUCUUCUUUGCUUCAGAUUGACGAUGAGAAGAUGCAUGGACUACAUAUCAUGAAGCUUGUUAGGUCAUUUUGCAGGUCUGCUGAUGAAACUUCUGAUGAUAAGUUUGAGCAUGUCGGCUCAAUCCUUGUCAACAUAUCAAAAACAGAAGAUGGGAGGAAAUUGUUACUGGAGCCAAAGAGAGGACUACUGAAACAGAUUAUUAGGCAGUUUGAUUCUACAAAUCAAUUGCGAAAGAAAGGGGUAGCUGGAACAAUUCGUAACUGCUGUUUUGAAGCGAAAAACCAACUCCAGAAUAUACUCUUGAUAUCAGAGUUUCUCUGGCCCGCUCUGCUCCUACCAGUUGCAGGCAACAAGACAUACAGUGAGCAGGAUAUCUCAAAAAUGCCACCUGAGCUUGGAAGUGCACUUUCCAUUGAGCGAGAACCAGUUACUGAUCCUGAUAUUCGCGUUCAGACACUAGAAGCUAUAUAUUUGAUCAUCUUAGAGGAGGCAGGUCGAAGAGCAUUUUGGUCAGUCAACGGACCACGGAUUCUACAAGUGGGAUACGAAUACGAGGAAGAUCCGAAAGCAAUGAGAGCUUAUGAGCAAGUCGGUUCUUUGCUUGUUGAAGAAACCGGAGGCCCUGAAGAUUCAUCGGAACCGACAAAAGCAGAGUCUUAAAAAGUUAACAUUAUUUGUUGUCUAUGGCUCUUAGUCCCCAUUUUUGCCGGCUCUCCAAAAGGAAGUAACUUGUCCUGUAUCAUGAACAAAGUUAUCUUCUCUCUUUUCCAUGGGAAGAGUUGCUAUUAUAUUUUGUGCACUUGUUGUAACACUAGAGAUUUCCUAUUAACUUAUCUUAUUAGUGUUCCAUCUUCUAUUUGAUAAAGACUUGUUACACAUU
Molecule: messenger RNA, 1326 nt
Organism: Capsella rubella
Lineage: Eukaryota; Viridiplantae; Streptophyta; Magnoliopsida; Brassicales; Brassicaceae
Product: protein HGH1 homolog
Exons: 9
Coding region: 87-1106 (339 amino acids)
Source: RefSeq, a predicted model, not a curated record